Gekko japonicus is the source of this 3324-nucleotide messenger RNA. RefSeq names its product plasma membrane calcium-transporting ATPase 1-like. The coding region runs from base 1 to 3324 and encodes 1107 amino acids. The transcript has a single exon. Gene Ontology annotation, biological process: regulation of cytosolic calcium ion concentration; calcium ion transmembrane transport. The record is from RefSeq and is a predicted model, not a curated record. Gene Ontology annotation, molecular function: P-type calcium transporter activity; ATP binding; ATP hydrolysis activity. Lineage: Eukaryota; Metazoa; Chordata; Lepidosauria; Squamata; Gekkonidae. Gene Ontology annotation, cellular component: intracellular membrane-bounded organelle; membrane.
AUGAGAGUGGCUCCAGACCAACAAACAGACUUCAAGAUCACUGUCCUAGAGCUGCGUAAUUUGAUGGAAUUACGAACUAAAGAUGCAGUUAACAAAAUAAAAGAAAAUUAUGGAGAGGUUUACAGAAUAUGUACACUGCUGAAGACUUCUCCCACAGAUGGGAUAGUGGGUUCCCAAGCAGAAAUAGCUCUCAGGAAAGCUAUCUUUGGAAAGAACUUUAUACCCCCGAAAAAACCACUAACGUUCUUGGCGUUAGUGUGGGAAGCAUUGCAGGAUAUGACAUUAUGCAUCUUAGAAGUUGCAGCCAUUAUAUCACUGGGACUUUCUUUUUAUCAUCCAGCAGGAACAAAACCGGCAGCAUGUCAUAUAGGUGACACUGCAGAAGAAGAAGAAGAAGAAGCUACAGAGGCUGAAUGGAUAGAAGGAGCGGCAAUUCUUUUGUCAGUAGUUUGCGUGGUGUUGGUAACCGCUUUCAAUGACUGGAGUAAAGAGAAACAAUUCAGGGGGUUGCAACUUCGCAUUGAAAGUGAACAGAAAUUCACAGUCGUCAGAGGAGGGCAGGUAAUCCAGGUGCCAGUGUCUGAGUUAGUGGUUGGGGAUAUUGCACAGAUCAAGUAUGGUGACCUUCUGCCAGCCGAUGGCAUUCUUCUCCAAGGGCAUGAUCUGAAAACUGAUGAGAGCUCCCUCACAGGGGAGUCGGAUCUUGUCAAGAAGUCUUUGACAGAGGAUCCCAUAUUGCUGUCAGGUACUCACGUGAUGGAAGGCUCUGGAAGAAUGGUCAUCACAGCCGUAGGUGUAAAUUCACAAACGGGAAUUAUCCUCACUUUACUUGGAGUGGGGGGGGACAAUGGGAAAACAAAGCAAAACAGCAAAAAGCUUAAAAAAACAGAUGAGCCCCCUGAGAAAAAGGAGCAUGGAGCUUCUGAAAACAAAAAAAUGGAAAAGGAGCAAAAAACGACACACAAAAAAGAAAAAUCUGUUCUUCAAGCAAAACUUACACGAUUAGCCGUUCAGAUUGGCAAAGCAGGCCUGGCAAUGUCUGUAAUCACAGUUUCUGUCCUAACAGGAUCUUUUAUAAUUAAAAAUUUUGUUAUUGAGAAGCGUAUUUGGACUGUUGAAUGCACACCAAUUUAUAUACAAUAUUUGGUGCAGUUCUUUAUUAUUGGAGUUACGAUAUUGGUUGUAGCAGUGCCAGAAGGCCUUCCACUUGCUGUCACAAUCUCACUCGCCUACUCUGUUAAGAAAAUGAUGAAAGAUAAUAACCUAGUGCGACAUUUGGAUGCCUGUGAGACUAUGGGUAACGCAACAGCCAUUUGCUCAGAUAAAACAGGAACUUUAACCAUAAAUAGAAUGACAGUGGUCCAAGCCUUUAUUGGUGGCACACAUUAUAAAGUUAUUCCUUCUCCCAAUUUAAUUCAUCCAACUAUUAUGAAUUAUCUGCUGAAAGGAAUCUCUGUAAACUGUGCUUAUACAUCUAAAAUUCUGACUCCUGAGAAAAGUGGUGGCCUCCCCCGUCAUAUUGGCAAUAAGACUGAAUGUGCUUUGCUGGGCUUUCUUGUAGAAUUAAAACAGAAUUAUGAGUCUGUAAGGACUAAAAUACCAGAGGAGGCACUGUUUAAAGUGUACACCUUCAAUUCUGACAGGAAAUCUAUGAGCACAGUUUUGAGAAACGCUAGCGGUAGCUAUCAAAUGUUCACCAAAGGCGCUUCUGAAAUAAUCCUUAACAAAUGCAGAACGAUAUUGAAUAGUGAUGGGGAGCCUGUACCUUUCACACAAAAAGACUAUGACAACAUAGUAAAGAAUGUGAUCAUACCGAUGGCCAAUGAGGGACUCCGAACCAUAUGUCUAGCUUUCAGAGAUUUCUCAUCUUUCAGUUCAGAACCACAAUGGGACAAUGAGGAUGACAUUAUCAAGGACUUGACAUGCAUCACAAUUGUAGGUAUUGAAGAUCCAGUGAGACCUGAAGUUCCUGCUGCAAUAAAAAAAUGUCAAAAUGCUGGCAUUGUUGUGCGUAUGAUCACUGGGGAUAACAUUGACACCGCUCGUGCAGUAGCUGUAAAAUGUGGCAUCUUGCGACCCGAGGAUAACUUUAUAUGCCUGGAUGGAAAAGAAUUUAAUAAACGAAUACAGAGUCCUGAAGGAGUGAUUAAACAAGAGCUGCUCGACCAGAUCUGGCCUCGGCUUCGUGUGCUUGCAAGGUCCUCACCAACUGACAAAUACAUCUUGGUAGAAGGGAUCAUUAACAGCAACCUCACAGAACAAAGGCAAGUGGUAGCGGUGACCGGUGAUGGUACUAAUGAUGGGCCUGCUUUAAAAAAGGCUGACAUUGGCUUUGCAAUGGGCAUUGCUGGCACAGAUGUAGCUAAGGAAGCCUCUGACAUCAUUCUCACAGAUGAUAACUUCUCAAGCAUUGUUAAAGCAGUUAUGUGGGGUAGGAAUGUAUAUGACAGCAUUUCCAAAUUCCUUCAGUUUCAGCUUACUGUCAACAUAGUAGCAGUACUUGUUGCUUUUGUAGGAGCCUGUGUCACCCAGAAUUCCCCUCUGAAAGCUGUUCAGAUGCUUUGGGUCAAUCUCAUCAUGGAUACGUUUGCUUCUCUUGCCUUGGCCACAGAAAAGCCAACAGAAGCUCUGUUGAAACGGAAACCAUAUGGUAGAAAUAAACCCCUCAUCUCCCGUACCAUGCUGAAAAGCAUUUUGUGCCAUGCCUUUUAUCAGCUUGUAGUUGUCUUUGGACUUCUUUUUGCAGGUGAAAAAUUGUUUGAUAUUGAAAAUGGACGAAGUGCACCCAUGCAGGCCCCACCGACCCAACAUUACACAAUUGUAUUUAAUACGUUUGUAAUGAUGCAGAUUUUUAAUGAAAUCAAUGCACGAAAGAUCCACGGGGAAAGAAAUGUGUUUGAAGGAAUAUUCACAAAUGCCAUUUUUUGUUGUGUUGUUUUGGGAACGUUGAUUGUGCAAGUCAUCAUUGUUCAAAUUGGAGGGAAGCCCUUUAGCUGUGCAGAACUUUCACUAGAUCAGUGGCUGUGGUCAGUCUUCCUUGGUGUUGGGACACUGCUGUGGGGACAGCUAAUCAUAAGUAUUCCAAACAGGUAUUUGCUGUGCUUGAGGGAAGUCGGUGAGGGGCCACCAAAAGAGGAAAUGAUUGAAGCAGAACAAGCUGAAAACUCAACAGAGAUCGACUAUGGUGAGCGGGAACUGAAUCGCAGUCAGAUUUUGUGGUUUAGGGGGCUGUCUAGAAUACAAGCUCAGAGCAGAGUAGUAAAGGCAUUCCGUGCUUCCGUAUAUAAUGACUUAGAAUCAGCAAACAACAGCAAAACUGUCUGA